GAUUGCAUGUGAUCGCACCUUAAGUAACAUAUGUUUUGGAACAGUUUUGCUUUCUAGAAGGAAGUAAUUUUGUUUACGACGGCCCUUGGAUGGCCGUGUUCCAUAUUUGACACGUUCGAAUCGGAAAGAGGAUAGGUUUUGAGAUUCAAAUGUGUGUUAGAGUAACGAAUUCUCAAUUACUAAAGAUUCGUUAAGAUGACGAGAUAGUAGUAUAUCGGUGUUUACUUGAAGUACGUAUCGUGUGUUUGUCGGAGAACGGGGGUGUAGGGAAACCCUAUAUAAUAUUUUAUAAAUACCCAAUUGUGUGUUCGCGAAGCGAUGUACUCCGUUAGUGCCAGCUUGUGUUCCACGGAUACGAAUGACGUUUUAGCGGUACCUAAACCUAAACAAGAUCAUAACUGCCAAGCGACCGAUGACAACAUUGGCGAACCAUGCGGCGAAACUGAGGGUCUACGUAUUCUCGACAAGUUUCGCAAAUUGUACGAAAGUCGCAUCGAACAAAUUGAUCGAGAAUCUGACAGCGAGUCAGACCGAGUUUCAAUGAAACUGCAGAUAAUGAGCGAUUGGAUUAAGGAUUUGGGGGAACAAAAUAUAAUGCUGGUACAUACGGUAGAAGAUUUGGAGCAAGCUGCCAGUAAUAAAGUUAAAUUAUUAGAAGAUAAAUUAAAACAAUCAUCACAGAUGAUGGAUAAUUUCACAAGAUCUAACCAAUCUGAAGAGGCCUUAAAUUCUCUUUCAAAUCGUGUCAGUCAGUUGGAAAAGGAUGAGAAAUAUUUACAACAAAAAAUUGAAUAUCUACAAAGUGAUAUUAGAGGAUUAUUAGAAGUGAUUCGACGUGCACGCAGACAGAAUGUUUGGAGUCUUGAGGGUAUUACAUUCUUUGAGAUUCAGCCUGAGGAUAUUCCAAUUCCAUUAGACUGUAUGUGUGGUCAGGAACAGACAGAGACUGAGUAUAUAAAAUCCUUGAGUUUGCAAGUAGAACAACUUCAACAAAAUGAAAACAAAAUGAUUAGUUGUCAAGUGGAACUGGAAAGAAAAAUAGAAGAUCUCAAAACAGAAUUAUUAGUCAAGGAUGAGACUAUGAAGAAAUAUGUCUCUAGACUUCAGUGCUUUUACGAAAAGCUGAAGGAACAUACUAAACAAUCAAAUCAAGUUAAUACUUGUCCAAUGAUUGCUUCUGAUCAAGAUUGUGAGAUUAUCUUAACACCUGACAUUCUGGAAAGUGUAUUAAAUGCAAAAGAUAUGGAAAACAAAAACUUACGUCGACAGCUCCAGAAUGUUGAAUCCAAGCUUAUGAUAUGUACUUAUGAAAAUAAUAUUGGUAGAAACACUCUACAAUUACAACUGGAAGAAAAAUGUAAGAAAGUGCAGCAAUUGGAGGAUAAAUUGACGUGUCUUGAAAAAGAAACAGCAGAAACACGAGAUACACUAACAACAGAGAUAGCUACAUUGGAAAAACAAAAUUAUCAUGCAAGUAUUGGAAAUAUGUUGAAGGACGACUUGAUCAGAGAAAUGCGGAAAGAACUGCAGCAAGCAACUUUAGAGGAUACGCCUUCAAGGAAAGUCUGCAAUGACACAAACAACUGUUUAGAGAAAUAUCCUCUGACAGAUACCUCACAUUCUAGAAAGGAUGAAUUUAUAUUAUUUUUGAAUAGUACAAAAAUACAUGUGCAGAAAGAAUGUGAAAUUUUGACUGAUUUAAAGUGUGAACUGGAAAAAUUCAUGAAAAAAUUGGCUGUCACAAAUAAUGACAUAAAUGAUUGCGCCAUGUCUACCAGUUGCACAAAUAAAAAUAUUUUUUGUGAAACUGGUAUCUCGGACAAGUUGGUUAAUUGUAUUGAAAUUAUUACUCGUAUGUAUUCGGAGAGAGAAAAAGAGAUUAGUCUUUUCGAUUGUAUGAUAAAAAAAGAAGAAAACCAGUGCGAGUGCAAAGAUUCUAAGAACCUUAAAUCUAGUGCACGACAAUUCAAGUUGAUGGAUGAAUUCAGAAUGUGCACUGUGGAAGCCCAAGCAGCAACAGAGGAUAUUCGAGAGGAAAUAAAUACAGUUGUCUCUACAUUUAAUUCACGACACCAAAGCUAUGAAGAACUGAGCAAGAUGGUUACUAAUGUGCAAAAUUAUUUAACAAGAACGCGAGAAGGAUUAAUAGAAACAAUCAACACAGUAGAAUUACAAGAGGAAGAAAGAUUAAAAUAUAGCGAUAAAAUUAUAAAUAGCAAGUUUAAGCUGAAAGAUUUAAAGAAUAAAAUUAAUCAUGCCGAAUCAGAAUUGUCACGUUGCAUUAAAAGUAUGCAGGAAAAUACACAGGAACGCAAUGAAUGUGGAUAUACUGGAGUAUAUGUCAACAAUGACUCAUUAAAUACAAUAAUGGAAGAAGUUGAGCAAAUAGUAACUAAUUUGCAAUUAUUUCACACUCUGGGUGAUUGCAUGACGUCAGAACUAAAGGGAUUAAGAAGUCAGUUAUGUGCUAUAGAUUAUUCUUUAAAGGAUUUACAGAAAAAAGCCAGUGAAGUACUGUUAAACAACGAAAUCGCAAAAACAAUAUUCUGUGAAAGAGAAAGCAAAUUAGCCAAAUUUGAAGAAGAAAUUGACUGUGCACAUACGAAAAUGCAAGAUGUAUUAGAAACUUUUCUUUCUACGAAACAGGACGAUAAGGAGCAGUCUUAUCAUAUCUGUGACAAUCAGAAAGAAAAUGAUAUAAUAAAAACGAAAAAGGAUUUACAUAAAUUACAAAAAGAAUAUGAUGACCUAAAACUCAAUAUGAUGCAGCAAACUUGUCAGAUGAAAUAUGAUGAAAGAUUGAAUAAAUGGAAAAAUCAUGUAACUGAUUUGGAAAAUCAAAUUAAAAAAUUGCAGCAAGAGGAGAAACAGUUGAGUGCUUUUCAAACGGAGAUAGAAAAUAGUGGACGAUUACACAGGAAAGAAUGCAUGGAACUAAAAAAGAAGAUAGUAGAACUGGAAAAUAUUAUUAAGACACAAACAGAGAUAGAGAAUGAGUUAAGAAAAAGUUUACAUAAUGUAGCAAAUAUUAAGAAAUCUACAGAAGUCGCAAAUGCUGUUCGUGCGGACUGUGGCGCAGAAUCAACAUUUUUGUGUUGUGAAUAUCCAUUCAAACAUGAGAACAUAUCUCCUUUAUUCAAAACUGUGGAAGACUCGGUGCAAUCUGCAAAUUUGGCUGUUCAGGAUUUGGGAGACUUGCUUAAGAGACUAAUACAUGAAGAAUUACUUCCUUCCUCCUUUUCUGCAAAGUCUGCUAUGACGUUAAUAGAUUCAUUAAAAAAUUGUAGAAAGCAAUUAGAUAUAUGCUCUCAAGAGUUAAGCAAACUUAAAAAUGCUGUAUAUUCCAAAGAAAAACUUUUAGAAAAUUUGGAAGAAGUUAUACGAAUACAAAGAGACUCUUUAACGAUGAGCCAAGCUGAAGUAAAAGAUUUGCAUGAGAAACUACAAGAUAAGAUUGAAAAGCAAAGUCUCACUAUAGCUCAAUAUGAAAAAGAAAAGAAUGAAUUAUUGAAACAGAAUGAACUUCAAAGUCAAACUAUCGGCCAUUUACAAAAUGCCGUUGUGGAAGCUAAAAGAAGUUUGGAUCAAAUGAGUCAUAAAACGAUGACUGACCUUUGUGAGAAAGAUGAAACUAUUCGCCGACUAGUGAUGUGCAUUGAUGAGAUACAAGAUCAAUAUAAUGAUUGUUUUACAGAGGCAACUAAUCAGGACUUGCUAUUGGAUUUGCAACGAGAUGCUAUUGAUAGUCUACAGAAAAGAAUACGUUGUCUGGAAUACGACAAAUAUUUAAUCGCUACUACAAUGCAUUCAUUAUAUUUCUCAGUUUUAAAAGUAAUACAGGAACAAAUACAUGAUCAUGUAAAAGACUUCCAGGAAUUACAUAUGAAGGUAAAGAACUUCUCUGCAAGCAAAUAUACAAAGUCGUGUGCAAUACAAUGUUACAUAUCAGAAACUGAUAAUCUGAUACAAUUGGAACAUAUUAAGCAAACAGAAACCGAAUACGAAAAACUUUUAUUAAAACUGGAAGACGGAGAGAAAGAAAUCAAAAAUUUAAAUGACAGAAUUAAUAGUAGCGAAAAAAUAAUUCGAGAACAAUCUUAUGAACUUGAAGUACUUCGGAAAAGAUUAUUUACAAUAAACCAACAGACAGAGGAGAAUUUAAGUAUAUCAGAGCAUAAUGUGGCACUAAUUAGUCUGUACGAUCGAAUACAUUCUUUGAAAAUUCUACUGCAAGAAAAAUCAGAUAAUAUGGUUAAAUUAGAAGCCGAUUAUGAGUUACUAAAGAAUGAGAAUUCUAUAUUAAGAAAGCAGAAUGAUAUUAUUGAAGCUCGAGCUAAGGAUGAUAUUUAUCAACUGAAAGCAAAACUCAAACAGACACUUUUUAAAUUAUGUCAGACCGAAGGUGAUUAUCAACGAGUAACUGAUAAUUUUAAUAAAGUUCGGAAACAACUGAUAUCAGCAACAAAACGAGAGGCUGAUUCGCAAGAAUCAUUAAUGAUUAUGGAAAAAGAUCAUUGUUCUAAAAUUGUAUUACUACAAAAUGAAGCGAGUGAUCUUCGUGAUUUAGUAAACAAAUUAAGUAAAGAAUUGAAAGAAACUAAAAGCAACCUCGCAUCAAAAAAUAUUGAACUUUGUCAAGCAGUAGAUAAAUGUAAAUGUUACGCUGAUUAUUUGGAUACUAUACGUCGAGAUCUUGAGAAAGAAAAAGAAGAAUUAAUAAAAGCUGAAAAUGUGAACUGUGAUUUGAUUAAACAACUCCAGGAAUAUAUGAACGACAAUUAUCAUUUGUGCCAACAGAAAACUUUACUUGAACAAAAUAUUUCAACUUAUAUAACUGAGUUACAAGACUCACGCAAGUCCUUACUCGAACUGAAAAAAGAAUGUCAUUUGAAAGAACAAUCUCUAACAUACAUGUCAGCUGAUUUGACAGAAACAGCUGUGAGCAGAUCGGAACUCUGCAAAGAAUCUCAAUGUAUAAUUUCAUGCAUUCGUGAGUGUCUGGAACAACAGAAAAACUAUAGCGAGACAUUAGCGAAAAACCUGGAAAAUAAGCACCAACUGUUAAUGCAGCUCGCAUUCGAGAAAAAAGCUCUAUUAAUUAAAAUCAGGAAGUUGAAACGAAUUAAUCAUUUAUUGACACAGAAACUAAAAAGACCGUAUAGACAAGUAGUUAUUAGAAGUUUUAAGAAUUCGCAUACAAACGGUUAUAUCUCGCCGUCAGUUGUGGUGCGUCAGAAUGCAAACACGGGUCUACUUUCAACUAUAAACUAUACGAAUUUGUGCAAGAAAUGUAAAACUGUUCGACGUACAUCAAAGUGCGGUGACUCUUGCUGGUUUCCCAAGAUGAAAUACUUAACAAAUGAGGUACGAAAGAACAAUCAAUGGUGGAAUGAAACUUUUGACAAUACAAUUGAAUCCGACUCUUCACUGGAAGAAAAUCGGGAUUAUGGUUACCAAUCGUCUUCUACAAUAUCUACAAGCAAAUGAAAGAGAAAACAAAGGAAAUUGAUUGGAAUUGUGAAGAAUGUGAGAAGUUCGACUAACUAUUGGAAAACGUAGAACUUUGUAAUGCGCUUUACGUUAGUUUGUGCUGUAUUAUCUUUUUUUUUUGCGUGAGAUCUACUAUUUUAUAGAUAUAUAUAAGUAUAAGUAUAUAUUUUGCAAAAACUACGUAUUGGUUUUUUUUUAAAUAAAUAUAAAUGUCUCUUGUAACGUGUAUUCAUUAUUAACCGGUCGCUAAACGACACAACAUUAUAAUGAUUUAACAAUAUUUCUUUACUUUCACCUUUGUAUGAUAUAUUUUUUUAUAAUUACAAAAUCUUUUCAUCUAAAAAAAAGGACAGUGCACGUGUUCGUUACAAUAUGAGAGAAAUUUAAUACAAGUGCGGUAAAAGUACAUGUACUUUGUUUUUAUUCGUUACGUAUUAUAUUGAUAAAAGUAGAUGAUUUUACCGAGAAAUAACAUAAUUAAUUUGUCUCAUUGUUUUGUCAUGUAAAUUAUAUCUUCAAACAUUAUCAAGUUUUAAAGAUAAAUAAACGCAUAUUGGCUGCGUAACAAUAAAUUGACAAAUUUCCAAGAUCCGCACAUAUCAUCGUAGCUUAUAUUUUUUUUCCAACUUGGACUCGGAACAUACUUUUAUCGGAAUAAUUUCCUUAUCGUCUGGUAAAGUGCAUUCCGAUAAAAACUUGCAUUUCAUAUCUAUUAUCUCAUUCAUUUUGUCAGACUUGUCAUUGCGUACGUCGGUCAUUUUUUAUGCCGCGUAUAAGUACUCACAUAACAUUUUUGCAAUAUAUGAGUAACCACUUCGCAAGUAAUGUUAGUGACAUAUCUACUGAGUAUAGAAGUAUAUAAUAAAAAAUGUAUUGAAAUAUUAACGUAAAUAUAUCCAACUAAGAAAAAUUUUAUAUGCAAUAUUAAGGAAAAAUAUUUUCAACAAAAUUACUUAUAUUUAAUUAAUGUAAUAAAUUAGACAAUUUAUACACAAUAAAUCUACGCUUCCUGCCCCCUUAUUCUGUAACAAUUUCGAUUCAAAGAUUUAUAACGCAUGCGUAAAAAUUACAAUAGGAAUUCCGGUCGAACGAGAGAGGCAAAUAUAUAACGAGUGGUCGUAAAUAUUCACAUGUUUAUUUUUCUUGCCGUGUAACCAUUUAUAAUUCAUUUAUGAGUUAUCAAUAAAA
Molecule: messenger RNA, 6678 nt
Organism: Pseudomyrmex gracilis
Lineage: Eukaryota; Metazoa; Arthropoda; Insecta; Hymenoptera; Formicidae
Product: rootletin-like
Exons: 41
Coding region: 319-5487 (1722 amino acids)
Source: RefSeq, a predicted model, not a curated record